Centropristis striata (black sea bass) is the source of this 8136-nucleotide messenger RNA. It is a transcript of the gene nomo, whose product is annotated as nodal modulator. Gene Ontology annotation, cellular component: endoplasmic reticulum membrane. The coding region runs from base 123 to 6119 and encodes 1998 amino acids. The transcript is spliced from 47 exons. Gene Ontology annotation, molecular function: carbohydrate binding. The record is from RefSeq and is a predicted model, not a curated record. NCBI's taxonomy places the organism in Eukaryota, Metazoa, Chordata, Actinopteri, Perciformes, Serranidae.
UGUCUGUCUGUCUGACAGCGGAGAGUCAACUCCCAGUGGACUGACCAAGUCUACUAGGUUCAUAUUUAGCUGAUGUGAUCCAAUAACUAGUUGUUUUUUUAUCCUGUUCAGAAAAAGGGACGAUGGAGGCGGACUCAGUCUUCUACACUGAUCACAGUGGGGGAGUCCGCAGUAACCCGCUGCUGGACCAGCUCCCCAGCUACCAGUCCCUGCUGUACCGCAGGAAGUCUUCGACCACCACCAAACGUAGAGGCAGCUCCAGAGGCCGACUCGGCUCCUCUGGCAGCGGGAAAUGGGGCAUCAGCACUUUCAGCAGACGUGAGGAGAAACAGAAGAGUCAGACGGAGGAGAGGGCGAUCAGGGAGCUGCCCAAGGCCAUGGCCGAGAAACGCAGAGACAAAACGCAGCGCAUGGAGGAGGAUCGAGAGCUCAGCAGCUGGAGACAGUUGAGUCAAAGCACCCGCAGGAACCUGAAGAGGCUGAAGGAUGAUUGCCACCAAUGGCUGAGCUCCCUGAAGCUCUGGAGGGGAGACAUCCACCUGAUCGAGGGGAUGUUCGGCACGGGGAUCCUGUCGUACUUCUCCUUCCUGCGCUUCCUGGUCAUGCUCAACUUUAUCAUCUUUGUGCUCAUGUUCAGCUUCGUCAUGUUACCCAUCAUCGUGGCCCGCAGCGCCUCAGGGAAUAUCACCUACAGCCAGGAUGAUGGAGGUGUGUGCAGAGUGUAUCCCAGCAGUGCUCGGCUGGGUCUGGUCAUCUUUCAUGAGCACAUUACAGAUCUGCUGUCUGGUGGAGGCUUCCUGGAACAGACGUAUCUCUUCUACGGCCACUACAAGGCGGAUCAAAUACACUUUCCCAACACCACUUACAAUUUGCCACUGGCCUACCUGUUGGCCACCAUAGCCUACCUGUUCCUCAGCCUCAUCUGGAUUGUUAAAAGGUCUGCCACAGGAUUCAAGCGUAACCUGAUUCAGGAUGAGGAUCGCUUUCAGAGCUUUUGCAACAAGAUUUUUUCCGGCUGGGACUUCUGCAUCACCAACGAGAACGCCGUGAGGCUGAAGAGGAGCAGCCUGCUCUACGAGCUCAGGACGGAUUUGGAGGAAGAAAGAAUCAAACAGAAAAUAGCCGAUCGAACCCGUAAAGAGAGGUGUCGGAUCUACGUCCUGCGCCUCAUUCUCAACCUGUUUGUCAUCGGCGUGCUGGCUGCCUGCUUCUACAGCAUUUAUGUUGCUACCAUCUUCUCCCAGAAGGUUCAGAUGGAUAAAAUAAAGGAGAAUUUCAUCGUGGAUCUGAUCUACGAGUAUCUACCCUCCAUCGUCAUCACUCUGGCCAACUUCAUCACCCCCCUCCUCUUCUCCGUUAUCAUCAAUUUUGAGGACUACUCUCCCGCCUUCGAGAUCCGCUUCACUCUCAUGAGGUGUGUCUUCAUGCGGUUGACCAGUAUCGGGGUUCUGCUCUUCUCUCUCUGGUCUCAGAUCACUAAAUGUGAACAGGAUCCCUGCCUCUGUGGUUAUAACCACGUUCUUUACUCUUGCUGGGAGACCCGCGUGGGCCAGGAGAUGUACAAACUCACCAUCUUUGACUUCAUCAUCAUUGUUGCUGUCACCAUCUUUGUGGAGUUUCCCAGAAAGCUGAUAGUGACCCACUGUGACUGCGGCCUGGCUAAGUGGUGGGGGGAGCAGGAGUUUGCUAUUCCUCAGAACGUGCUGGAGAUCGUCUACGGUCAGACCAUCUGCUGGAUCGGCACCUUCUACAGCCCGCUGCUGCCCGCCAUCUGCACCAUCAAAUACUUCUUCAUCUUCUAUAUCAAAAAGGUGUCGCUGAUGAAGAACUGUCGCCCGGCAACACGUCCGUUCCGAGCCUCCAGCUCCAACUUCUUCUUCCUGGCCGUGCUGCUGAUCGGCCUGGCUCUGGCCUGCCUGCCUGUCACUUUCAGCGUGGCGCAAAUCAACUGCUCCCAGGCCUGUGGACCGUUUGUUAAUUACAACACCUCCUGGGAGGUGCUGCCAACUACUGUAUCUCAACUACCCACUGAAAUGAGAAACCUCCUCUUCGCUCUCUCAUCAGAGGCGUUCGCUGUCUCCUUCUUCGUGGUCACAUGUUUGGCCAUGUUUUAUGUGAUCGCACUCGCUGGAGCUCACAAGAGAGUUAUUAACCAACUGAGGGAGCAGCUGGCAAUGGAGGGCCGUGACAAGCGUUUCCUGAUCCAGAAGCUGUGUCAGGCCCAGAGGCUCUCAGCUAUUAAAUCCCCAGCAGCCUCGUCUCAGCCUCGCAGCAGCAGGAGCAGCAGGAGCAGCAGGAGCAGCCCCUGCUACCACACCAGCUUCUCCAACAAUUUCAAUGAAAGUGUGUUCCUGGCACACCCACCUCCUGACUCCUCCACACACCGGCUCAGCUGGUCCGGAACCGGAGGCAGCGUGCUGUUGCUCGGCUCAUCGAGAGAUCGGUCAGCCAAAAUGUUGAGAAUUACGAUCCGGGCAGACGUGGGAGCCCUCUGGGUUUUAUUCUGUAUCACCUAUUCCCAGUUCCUGACUGUCUCCUCUGAAGACAUAGUGGUGGCAUGCGGUGGAUUUGUGAAAUCUGACGUGGAGAUCAACUACUCUCUGAUCGAGAUUAAACUGUACACCAAACAAGGCUCCUUGAAGUAUCAAACGGAUUGUGCGCCAAUCAAUGGCUACUUCAUGAUCCCUCUCUAUGACAAGGGGGACUUUGUUUUGAAGAUUGAGCCUCCUCUUGGGUGGAGUUUCGAGCCGACCAGUGUCGACCUCCAUGUGGACGGAGUGAGCGACAUCUGCACCAAAGAAGAAGACAUCAACUUUGUGUUCACCGGCUUUUCCGUCUCAGGAGCGGUCCUGAGUAAAGGUCAUCUCCUGGGUCCAGCUGGAGUUGAAGUCAAACUGACGCGAGCAGGAACAGACGAGAAACUCCAGAGUGUCGUCACACAGCACGGAGGGAAGUAUACCUUUUUAAAAGUACUCCCUGGAAAUUAUGACAUCACAGCUACUCAUCCCUCCUGGACUCUGGAGCAGAGCGCCACCUCAGUGCUCGUCUCCAAUGCCAACGCCCCGGCCGCCGACCAUCUGGUCGUCGGGGGUUACGAUGUCUCGGGGGAGGUCCGCAGUGAUGGAGAGCCCAUGAAGGAGGUCACCUUCCUGCUGUACUCAGCCACAGUCAAGAAAGAGGACGUCAGUGGCUGUAACUCGUCCCCAGUGGAGGGGGCCGACUCUGGAGACAGCUCCCUGCUCUACCUGUGCAGCGCUCUGUCCAGAGAGGACGGCGUCUUCAGCUUCCCGUCGCUGGCCAGCGGAGAGUACACCGUGGUGCCGUUCUACAGAGGAGAGAGGAUCACGUUUGAUGUCGCUCCUUCUAGGAUGAACUUCAAGGUGGAACACAACAGUUUGAAACUGGAGCCCAUCUUCCGGGUCAUGGGCUUCUCUGUGACGGGCCGAGUCCUCAACAGUGUCGGAGGGGAGGGCGUCUCUGAUGCCACAGUGUCCCUCAACAACCAGAUCAAAGUGAUCAGCAAAGAGGAUGGAUCUUUCCGGUUGGAGAACAUGACGGCUGGUACCUACACCAUCCGGGUCAGCAAGGAGCUCAUGUUCUUUGAGCCAAUCACAGUGAAGAUCGCCCCAAACACGCCCCAACUUCCUGACAUCAUCACAGCAGGGUUCAGUGUGUGUGGUCAGAUCUCCAUCAGCCGGCUGCCUGAAGGCAUGAAGCAGCAGGGGCGCUACAAGGUCUCUCUGACCUCGCUGGGCCAGGACAAGACCUGGAGCAGGACCAUCGACUCUGAUCCCCAGGGAGGCUUCUGCUUCCAGGCCAAACCUGGAGACUACAGCGUGCAUGUGUCUCUCCCGGAGGCGGAGGUGAAGGCGGGCCUGGCUCUGCAGCCUCAGGCCCUGGAGGUGUCCCUGGUGGACCGGCCCCUCACAGACCUACUUUUCACCCAGUUCAUGGCCUCCGUCUCUGGAAAAGUCUACUGUUUAGCGUCCUGCGACGACCUGUCCGUCACGCUGCAGCCGGUGAGCCGGCAGGGAGAGAGGAGGAGCGUGGCUCUGUCUGGCAGCGGAGACGUCCUCAGCUUCUCCUUUGAUGACGUUUUACCAGGAAAAUACAAAGUGAGCAUUACUCAUGAGGAGUGGUGCUGGAAGCAUAAGUCCAUGGAGGUGGAGGUUCUGGACUCUGACGUGGUCGGGGUGGAGUUCAGACAGAUCGGCUACAUCCUGCGCUGCUCCCUCUCUCACGCCAUCACCCUGGAGUUUUUCCAAGAUGGCAGCAAACCUGAGAAUGUCGGCGUUUACAACCUCUCCAAGGGAGUUAAUCGCUUCUGCCUCUCCAAGCCAGGUGUUUACAAAGUCACCCCGCGCUCCUGCCACCAGUUCGAGCAGGACUUCUACACGUACGACACCUCGGCGCCCAGCAUCCUGACCCUCACCGCCGUGCGCCACCACAUGACCGGCCUCAUCACCACCGACAAGAUCCUGGACGUCACAGUCACUAUCAAAUCCUCCAUCGAGAGCGAGCCGGCGCUGGUGCUCGGGCCCCUGCGGAGCCUGGAGGAGCAGCGGCUGGAGCAGCAGCUGCAAGAGAUUCAAGUGCGCCGGCAGGAACGGGAGCGCCGCGCCGCUGAGGAGGACGGGGGAGGAAGAGACGACAGCCCGCCGAUCCAGGAGAAGGCCGACGAGCUGACGGGCCCCUUCCACUACGAGUUCUCCUACUGGGCCAGAGCUGGAGAGAAGAUCACGGUGACGCCGUCAUCCAAGGAGCUGCUGUUCUACCCUCCAGAGGUGGAGGCCACCAUCACUGGAGAGUCGUGUCCGGGGCGGCUGGUGGACAUCGCCGGGCGCGCCGGGCUCUUCCUGGAGGGCGGCGUGUCACCAGAGCUGCAGGGCGUGGAGAUCUCCAUCACUGAGAGAGGAGCUGCUGCUCCGCUCAUCACAGUGGCCACUAAUGACAUGGGAGCAUACAGCGUGGGUCCGCUCCACAGCGACCGGCAGUACGACAUCAGCGCCAGUAAAGAAGGCUUCGUCCUGAGUCCUGUGGAGGGAACACAGGGGGACUUCAAGGCCUUCGCUCUGGCUGGAGUCACCUUCAAGAUCAGAUCUGAGGACGGCGUCCCCCUGUCAGGCGUCCUCCUGUCUCUGAGCGGAGGACAGUUUCGCUCCAACCUGCUGACUCAGGACACCGGCCUGCUCACCUUUAACAACCUGAGCCCUGGUCAGUACUACUUCAAGCCCAUGAUGAAGGAGUUCCGCUUCGAGCCGGCGUCUCAGAUGAUCACAGUGGAGGAGGGUCAGAACCUCAGCAUUGAUAUCACCGGCAUUAAGACUGCUUACAGCUGCUACGGAGCGGUGCAGUCUCUGAGUGGGGACGCAGAGAGGGACGUGGCCGUGGAGGCGGUGGGACAGGGAGACUGUAGCCUCUACAGCGAGGACACCGUCACCGAUGAGGAGGGUCGCUUCAGACUCAGGGGUCUGCUGCCGAAUUGCAAAUAUCUAAUUCAGCUGCGAGCUGAAGGCAACGACCACAUAGAGAGAGCUUUACCACAACACAGAGCCAUAGAGGUCGGCAGCACUGACAUUGAAGGGGUCAACAUCAUCGCCUUCAGGCAAAUCAAUCAGUUUGACCUCAGUGGAAACGUCCACACGUCCCCUGAACACCUCCCAACGCUAUCGGUGAAGCUUUACAAGAGUGACAAUCUGGACAACCCGAUCAACAGCGUCUCUCUGGGACAGUCCCUCUUCUUCAACUUCCCUCCUCUGGACAGAGAUGGAGAGAGCUACGUCCUGAUGCUGUACUCCACGCUGUCCCGCUCCCAGUACGACUUCACUCUGCCUCAGGUCUCCUUCACCUCCAACGGAUACCACAAGCACGUCACACUCACCUUCAACCCCACUCGUAAAGUGCCUGACCAGGACGUUGCCCAGGGCUCGUACAUAGCUCUGCCCCUCACCCUGCUGCUCCUGUUAGCAGCUUACAACCACGAGAAGGUAAUCCCCCUCCUGUUGCAGCUGGUGAACCGUAUCCAGGGCGUGCGGAGCAUGGCCCAGGCCGGCGGGGACAACGCUGCUCUGGAUGAAGCCAAACGUCAGGCCAAGAGACAGAAGGCCCGGCGCACAUGAGGACGCUCCACGGUUCACCCUUACAUCAUCUUUCUACACUAAACGCUCCAUGUGCACCCAUGGUCCCAGCCUCAGAGAGCACAUCAACCUCUUUAGUGGCUAAUCGUGGGUGCUAGUGAAGCUUUUAGUGCGCUAAGAUGUGAUUUUGCCCCGAGUGAAGCCCAACACAAACCACUUGACGCUCAUUACCGCCACCUCAUCAGCCACUCAGACUCACUGGACUGACAGCUGACACUUUACAGGUUGUUUUUCUCCUCAUUGUCUAAGAAAAAUGUUAAUAUUUGUGAUAGAAGAUGAGCCAUUUUUAUACCUUUGUAAUUUAUCUAGGUCAACUAAACUCUUUUUGCUUGUGUUUUGAAAAGCACUUGAACGCGUCUGAUAUCAGUCCGAGCUUAGUUCAGGACCAUCAGGCACCGUGGACGAUCCUGUGUCUCACCUACCAGCAUUUGGGUCAAUUCAGACAAAGGGUUGUUCAUCAGAAUAUGACCGGAACGAGAUCAAAUCUAAUCUGAACUUUAAGUAUUUACGUUAGGAUGUUUAAAAUGUAUAGUUUAAAUUGAUUUCUAUUAGUGCUGCAAUCAUGAUUUAGUUUCAUUAUCGAUUAAUCUGCAUUUUUUGUUGGUUUGUUUGUGUGUUUUAUGCAACCAACAGUCCAUUUUAUUAUCAUAAAUGACAAAAGAAACGCAUAAUUUAAGCAGCAUAUGAACAGCAAAUGUUUGACUCAUUUGCUAUGGAAAAAAAUUAUAAGAUCAAAAUAGUUUCCAAUUAAUUUUCUGCAGCUCUAAUUUCUCUGGGAUCAGUCGGGGGUCAAUAAGAUUAAGAGCUUGUGAAAUGAUUGUCUAGUAAUUGUUCAUCAACCUUGUAAACCUGAAGAUGUUUGUGAGAAAAGAUUUGUGUUUGUCUGUCCAAAUUGAUGCCGGAAUUUCACAAAAGUGCUCAUUUUUUCAGAGUUUUUGUGCAACCUCAUUGUUGUUUUUGGACAUUCUGAACUAGAAAUCUUUUCCACAACAUUUUUUAUCUUGUCUACAAAGGAUGACAAACAACCAAAAAGCUUUGUAUUUCUUCUUAAAACUUCAUUUCACAAGCUCCAAAUCUAUUUGGCCCUUUUUAUUUGACCCUGUAGAUCUGAUAUGAAACUGAAUUAGCCCCCCAGCUGAAUUGACUUCUAUAAUGUGGGAUUGCGUAACCGCUAACUGAUUUGAAAGACGGCCAAAGAUGUUGACAGGCUAAUAAAUGCUUAAUACCUUUGUCAGUCAUGUCAUAUCACUUUAAUGUAAAACACCCACAAGUUACUGUAACACACUCCACUUCUGAAGGUGUUUUAUAAGCUCUUGGGUGUGAUGCAAGAUUGACUUUCUGUCAGUUUCAGCUCAGGAACGUGGUGGUCGAUAGGAUGCUGGAAAUUUCAGUUUGAAUACUGUGAGGAGAUGUUUUUUUUUUUUCUUUUUCUGCAGGGGUGGGAGGGUGGGGAGAUGGGGGGAUAUGAUAGUUGAUUAAUUUAUUAACAUAUGUCUAAUCAGAUGUGAACCUAGUUUGUAUGCUGGGGAAUGUCUUUCAAAAAGUGUGUUUGUGUUUUUUUUAACUGAUGUUCUGCCAGAUGAAGUGUUUUAAAGAGCAUGAAAUUUAAAGAUUGACAUCCACAGAAAGGGAGAAAUGACUGAGAAUAAUCUACAGAAGCGACUGUCAUGACCUUGAGUCAAACUGAGAUAGAUAAGGCAGAAUUGUAAUUUCAUGAGCUCAUUGUCUUACCGCUGAGCUGUGUAAUGCACUGUGAAAACUAUGGACCCCAAUUAUUUUUCUGUAUUUAAUUCAUCUGCUCUCAGUUGUGUCUGUCUGUCGCUGAGAGAUGAAAAGGCCACUGACUAUUUACUGAGUUGAAAGAUAUUCCAAUUAGUCCACAUUUAGGGGGAGUUGAUUAGUUUGGUUGGGGUGGGUGAGGGAGGAGGGUGUAAUUGUCAUUUGGUCAGAACCUGUUAAUUUCUUUUGAGAUAAUGAAUAAAGUUUGACUGGAAAGAAA